This is a messenger RNA of Centropristis striata (black sea bass), 4606 nucleotides long. It is a transcript of the gene gemin5, whose product is annotated as gem (nuclear organelle) associated protein 5. NCBI's taxonomy places the organism in Eukaryota, Metazoa, Chordata, Actinopteri, Perciformes, Serranidae. The transcript has 29 exons. The record is from RefSeq and is a predicted model, not a curated record. Gene Ontology annotation, molecular function: protein binding. Bases 153 to 4529 code for a protein of 1458 amino acids.
UAUAUAUACUUUUAUAAACUUUGUACUUGUAUUUUAAACAGCACGAAUCGACAUUAUUUGACCCAACUAGGAUACCGUACUCGGCACCGUUUGUUUGUGCUUUAUCAGACUUUAUCAGAAGAAUUGGUCAACGUUAAAGGGUCCGAGGCGUCAUGCACGAAAGAUCACUCCCCGCCUCUCCCAACUGGUACAGCUCGCGUUGCAGUGACGUGAGCAGUAGCGGUUUGCUGGGUGUUGGAGCCAAAAACAUCAUCUAUUUGAUUGAUGUGUCUGCAUCCUCCUGUAGGGUUGUAGGUGAGCUUGUUGGCCAUAAAGACUUGGUGUCAAGCUUUUCGUUCUGUCAGCAUGAGGUGCAGAGUCACAUCUGUGUCAGCUCCUCCAAUGAUGGGAGUGUUUGCUUCUGGGACUCAGACAGCAAGGUUCUUACCAAGGAGCAUGCAGCUCAUCAGAACCCAGUCGCAGCUGUGCACUGGUCUCCAGUGGAUAAAAACCUGGUGGUGUCGGGGGACGAGAAGGGCAUUGUGGUCUGUCACUGGUACAACACAGGAGACACUGCGAGCUUCUUCCCAGAGCCCAGGACCAUCUUCUGCCUCACCUGCUCCCCUCACACCUGGAGCACUGUGGCUGUGGGGUACAAAGAUGGGAUGAUCGUGCUGAUUGAUGUGAGUAAGAAAGGCGAGGUGAUGCACCGUCUCCGUGGACACGAGGAUGAGAUCCACUCGCUGGCAUGGUCGCCACUGGCCAGCGAGGAUGCUUUCUACAGCAGGCCUGAGGACAGUGAAGCAACCAGUGGAGUUUCUGCAGGAGAUGAGAAGGGCUGCUAUCUUGCAUCUGGAAGCAAAGACCAGACAAUAAGGAUCUGGAGCUCAGCGAAGGGAAAAGGUGUAAUGACUCUAAAGCUGCCGUAUCUGAAGAAAAGAGGCUCUGCAGUCGACCCUGGUGUCAAAGAGAGACUCUGGCUCCACGUCCACUGGCCAAAGAGACGACCAACACAACUUGUGUCCAGCUGCUUCAGUGGUGAGUUGGUGUUGUGGGACUUGACCAAGACAGGGAAGCAGAGGUGGACUCUGUUUGGGACGUCUUCAGAGGGUCAGAACCACAGCAGGAUCGUCUUCAACAUGAGUUCCGUCCACCUGCAGGACGACAAAGAACUGCUCAUCAGCACUUCCAUGGACAGAGAGAUUAAAUGCUGGGACCUGGCCUCUCUGGACUGCUGUUGGACUCUGCCCACACUAGGGGGCUUUGUCUACGCCCUGACUUUCUCCCCUGUGGGUGCGGGAUGUCUGGCGCUGGGUGUGGGUGACAACAUGAUCCGGGUGUGGAACACACUGACCACCCAGAACCAGUACGACACCAGGUGUUUCUGGCAGGGCAUCAAGUCCAAAGUCACAGCGCUGGCGUGGCACCCAAAAAAAGAAGGAUCCCUGGCUUUUGGAACAGACGAUGGUAAAGUUGGUAUCUACGAUGUCUUCUCAAACAGGCCUCCUCAGAUAUCGAGUUCCUAUCACAGAAAAACCGUGUACACACUGGCCUGGGGACCCCCAGUCCCCCCAAUGUCAUUUGGUGCAGCAGGAGGAAAGCCGUCCUACAGCCUGUACAGCUGCGCGGGCGAAGGCAUCGUCCUGCAGCACGAUCCCACCAAGCUGAACGGAGAGGCAUCGGACAUCGACAAGCUGAUCAGAGACACCAAUAACAUCCAGCACAAGCUGUCUCCACACACCGACCUCAGCUGGAAGCCAGAUGGGAAAGUGGUCGCCAUCGGCAAUGAGGACGGGUGUAUUGAUGUGUACGAGGCUCCCAGUCUGAAGCUGCUGUGCAGCAUCCAGCAGCACCACAAGAUCAUCAAUACGUUGCGGUGGCAUCACGACCACAGCUCCCCACCAGAGCUGCACUGCCUCCUGGCAUCGGGCUCCAGCAGCGCCACCAUCUACGUGCACGAUCUGCGAUCCAUCAUCGAGAAUCCUCCAGAAAGCCCGGCGGUGUUGACGGAGCCGUACCGCAGGCUGUGUGGUCAUACAGCUAAAAUCACUGGUAUGGCCUGGAGUCCACACCAUGAAGCCAGGCUGGCCACUGUCUCAUAUGAUGGCACAGCCCAGGUGUGGGACGUGCUGCAAGAGACAGCCGUCUCUAAUUACCGGGGUCACGUCGGUUAUCUGCUGUGUGUGGACUGGUCACCCGUUGAUCCGGAUGUAAUCUGGACUGGAGGGAAGGACUUCACCCUGCAAGAGUGGAGAGUCUCCAAACAAGAGUUUACAAAGCCACCUAAAGGAAAAAAGAUGGUCGAACUGAAGGAGAAAAAGAAGGCCAAUCUCAAGAAGAAGGAGAACAAGAAGGCGCCAGGUGCCGGGGGAGCGGCAACACCAGAGAUGAACGGAGAGACGGUUACAGGAGGAGAGAAGGCGGGGCUGUCUGGUGAAGAUGAGGAGGAUGAAGUCAGCUCAACAAACAGUUCUUUGCCUCCAUCGGUUUCAGCUCCUUUUGAGAUGCAAAGACAAUCCUUCACUGCCAUCAAGAGCAAAGACAAACCAGACUUAAACGUGCUGAAGAAGAAGAAGCCUCGCUCCAUGCUGCCCAUCAGUACCUCCAUGGACCAUCGGCCCAAAGAGGACCUUCUACAAGACUGCAUCACUUUAGCGUCUGUCACACACAGCAGUGCUCCCCCUGCAGGGUGUGUCCCAGGCCAGGGAGAACACAUCCAUCUGGGCCUCUUUUCUGACAGACAGGCUUUAUAUCGCAUGUUUGAGGCAGAAGAGGAGGGUCAUGUGGAGACCGGUCACUACGACUCUGUAGUGUACCUGCGGCUGUGGAGCGGAGACCUGGAGGGGGCGCUGCAGCUCGCCACAGAGAAAGGAGAGCUGAACGACCACCUGCUCACCAUCGCUCCUAUGGCCGGGUUCCAGGUGUGGAGCCGGACAGUGGAGGCUUUCGUCAAGCAGCUGUGUCUGCAGGAGCAGUACCUGAAGGCAGCAUCCCACCUGCUGUCAAUCAACAAGCUGUAUGAAGCCAUCGACCUGCUGCGCUCUCACAAACUCUACAGGGAGGCCAUAGCUCUGGUCAAAGCCAGACUACCAGCUGACGAGCCUGUCCUGAAGGAACUUUACACCUGCUGGGCUGCCGUGCUGGAGAAGGACGGACAUUUCUCUGCAGCUGCUAAAUGUUACCUCGCUGCCGGUGCCAGUUUCGACGCUGCUAAAGUCAUCGCCAGGAAGAAUGAUGUCUCCUCGUUGAGGACAGCGGCUAGUCUAGCGAGACUCUCAGGAGAGGUGACUCUGGCUCAGUCCCUGGCACUGCGGUGCGCUAAAGACUUGGCUGCUGCUCAGGACUGGAUUGGAGCCCAGGAGGUCCUGAGCUCACAGGAGAUCCUGCUGGUUCACAGGCUGCAUCUCUGUGUCGCCGAGUUGCUCUCUGUGACACUGGCAGACUCUCAAGCUGCAUCCCAGCCCCACGUCUCCAAUCACACGUGGGCGUCGCCAGGUGAGCAUCACACCAGCAUCCAGGACCAAGUGAGAGACGUCUGGGAGGAGCAGUUUGGUGUUUCACAAAAGUCAGCUGGACACCGUAGUGCUGGAGCUCUUCUGCAGGAGCUGAAGUCUGUGGAGAGUCCAACACCCACCGCCAACAUUCCUCUCAGACAGGUUCAGCUUUAUUCAUCCCUCCAUCUGACCCGUGCUGUGUUGAGCUGGUUAUUGGACGAUGAUGGACAGCUGAUAAAGGAGCUGUGGCAGGCGGUGGCCUGGCUCAGAGAUGCCGGACACUUCUGUGUCUCUGAAGAGCUCUGCAGGCUGUUGUUUCCUGGUGGUGACGUCAGUGUUUGUUCCAGGAAACACAGCAAAAUUCUUCAUCACACAGAAGAAGAAGCCAAAGCUGCUGCCAACAGUCUCCAGGCUUUUGUCCAUUACCACCAUCUGUACAAACAAUGGUGGAGCAGCUCCAUCCAGAUCCAGAGCUCAGUAGUUGAUUCCAGUCCUGGAGAAAAGACAAAAGUGGUGAACGGAGGCGUGUCUGAGUCAGAAGAGAGCAUCCGCCCGGCGACCAGGAGCUGCGAUAAACUGGACUUUGAUGCUUCUCAGCUUCUGUCUCAGGAUCACGCGGCCUCUCAGGCCACUCAGAGGUCUGUGAGAGAGAUCCAGGAGCGACUGGCAGCCAUGGUGCUGCAGCACGGCAGAGGCCAGGGAGGGCAGCUCGACUCUGGGGAGAUAGAGGCAGAAGGUCCCACGGAGGUCUCCCCCACCAGAGAAACAUCAGAAAGUCAGGGGUCUGGUGAUGCUGGGCAACGGCCUCAGCAGCAGGAGUCUCUGCUCUCUCUUUCUGUCAAAAUGUCAGAACACCAGAAACAGCUGGCUGACCUGCCUGACACCAUCAAGAUGUAUCCUCACCCAGAUGUUAUUGAAUGCUGCCUGGUUCUCCUGCACCUCAGCAAGUCUCUGCCGUCCCUCCCAGAGUCCCUCCAACAAGAGGCCAAAGAUCUGCUCCGCAAAUAUGGAACGAAUCCCUCCAUCCUCAAAGCCUCCCGGCAAUUCCUCACCUGAAUCUUUCAUCAGUAGACUGAAAGAAGCACUUCCACUGUACAGCUGUUUUGUUGAAUAAAAAAAUCUUUAAUUACAAA